Trematomus bernacchii (emerald rockcod) is the source of this 2835-nucleotide messenger RNA. RefSeq names its product prostaglandin D2 receptor 2. The record is from RefSeq and is a predicted model, not a curated record. Lineage: Eukaryota; Metazoa; Chordata; Actinopteri; Perciformes; Nototheniidae. Gene Ontology annotation, cellular component: plasma membrane. Gene Ontology annotation, molecular function: G protein-coupled receptor activity; complement receptor activity. The transcript is spliced from 2 exons. The coding region runs from base 351 to 1748 and encodes 465 amino acids. Gene Ontology annotation, biological process: positive regulation of cytosolic calcium ion concentration; phospholipase C-activating G protein-coupled receptor signaling pathway; inflammatory response.
CUUCCUCAUAUGAGAUCCCCGAUGCCUCACUAUUUCCAACAUACCUGUCUGAAUUGAAAUUCUAGUCAAAUUUGCGACCAAACAGGGUGGAGCAAGGGGAGGUAUGUGUGUUUGUGUGUGUGUCUGGCAGGGAUUUAGUGGGUGUCUCCGUAACAUGCGAGCGGUAGAAAGUGACAGAACUGGUGAGAUGAGUGAGUGCAACCGUAGGAGAAAAAGGAACAGGACAGAACAAGAUUUGUUUUUUAAUUAAAUAUUUGUGAAUUUAGGUGUUUUGCAGACCUACUUUUUCCCAUGCUGCCCUAACACUCCCAUGCUUCUUGAAGCUGUCUUUUUUUUCUUACAGAGCACCAAUGUCCAACAUGACCCCCACCAUAGAUGCCUCAGGCGGACAGCUGUUCUGUCCCCUGCUGGAGAUGAUGAAGGAGCACCGCCUCAACAACAACACACAGGCCAAUUUGGUGGUGGUCUGCAUCCAUGGACUGGUCUCCUGCCUGGGGAUUUUGGAGAACGCCCUCAUCCUCUGGGUGGUGGGCUUCCGCCUGAGACGCCGCACAGUGGCAUCUAUCUGGGUGCUCAAUCUGGCCAUGUCUGACUUCCUGACAACUCUGACGCUGCCCCUAUUCACCUACUAUCUCUACUCCUCGCAUAGUUGGGAGCUAGGCAGCCUACUUUGCAGUACGCAGGCGUCCAUCUUCUUCUUAAACAUGUUCGUGUCGGCCUUCCUGCUGGCAGCCAUUUCAGUGGACCGCUACCUUCUGGCGGCCAAGCCGGUGUGGAGCCAGAAUCAUCGCUCAGUGCAGGGAGCGUGGAAGGUGUGUGCAUUGGGUUGGCUGUGGGGACUAAUCAACACAUUGCCUUUCUUGAUGUUCCGCGCAGUGACCGAGAAACAGGAUGGAAGAAAACUGUGCUAUCAUAACUUUGCCUUGUAUUCAUCCUCUCAAUCCACUCUGGAGAGAGAUUGCAAGGUGAGGCAAGCGUCAACCGCCAUCUCCAAGCUCCUGCUGGCAUUCCUGUUCCCCCUGGUGGUAAUCGCAGGAAGCUACAUCCAAAUUGUUAUCAGCCUGAGGAACAGAAGCAGGAGGAGGAUGCAGAGUGCCGGGCGGCUCAUGGAUACACUUAUUGUGUCCAACAAAGAUGGGGCAAUAGAAGCUACAACUCCUACAACCACAAAAAACACUAAUAUCUUUCUCAAGCCUCUGUCUUCAGGACCAGCUUUGUCCCUGACACCUACUUACUUGUCACCAACUGCCCCUAAUCCCAAUCAGCUGUCCAAGAGCUUCACCAAGAUGGUAACAUUUGUGAUCGCAGCUUUUGUUCUGUGCUGGGCACCCUAUCACAUCUUCUGCAUGAUCGAAGUGACAGCCCAGUAUUGGCAAGAAAAUCUCAAUUUUGUGGAGGUGGGCCUGCCUUUGGCAACAACCUUUGCAUUCUUAAAUCCUGUGUUGAACCCCAUUCUGUAUGCCUUCAGCUGCCCAAACUUCUGUGUGAGAAUACGACAGAGUCUGGGAGCGGUGUUUGACGGUCUGGUAGAGGAAGGAGGGGGGUUACUUUCGGUUCCUGGGAGAACUAUAAGAGCUCAUAUUAGACAGAAGAGCAGUCGAGAUGUGAACUUUGAAAUGCCGCGGUCACCAAAGGGCUCAAGUUCACCGUGUCCAUCAACUCACAGCCCAUUGCCCCAACCACUGCAUUCACUCUCUGAAGAUCUCAAAGACACUCAUAAAUCAAAAGAUGUGGUUGAGCCUAGCUGAGCCUACAUUUUUGUUGGAAACAUGUACAUAUAGGCCUUAUUCAAUGGAAGCCACCACAAAAAGCAUGUAAGGAACUCUGUCGCUCAGUUCAUUUAUCAUCUUGGUCCAGACUGAAAUAACAAUUAUAGGUGAUACCAUAACUUUUCCGUGUAGCUUCCGCAUGAUUCAGACUAUUUUGUUUUUUAUUUAAAUGUCUUGAAAACUAUUGUGCAAAAUAAGUAUUCCACCACAGGAUGCAUUUUGAUAACAUUUGUUAUCCUCUUAAUUUUCAUCUAGCAACACCUUCAAGACAAUAUUUGCAUUGUGACUUCAUUUAAAUAUUGUCCAAAAAAAAAAGUUUGCACAGCAUUGAAUGGCAUCACUCAAUGCCAUAAAUCAAGUUAUAUGUAUUAUUAUAAAUCUUAUUCUAAUGCAACUUGCAAUAGUACGGAAGCCAUUAAAAGCUGGUGAAAGGGAAUGAAAAAUUCUCGUUACUUUAAAAAGUGUGUUUUUAAAUCUGUGGAAUCAGGUGAGAUACAAAAAUCUUACUUCAGAUGUAUUUAUUUUCUUUAUUAUUUUGUCAUUAUCAUUUUCACAAUGUUUUAUUUUCUUUCUGAAUUUCAGCCACAUUAUGCUGAAGUGCACCGCAUAUUCUAAAUAGGACUAAAAACAUUAAUAUUUUCUUUUCACCACACACUCUAAACAUAACAUAUAAAGCCAAAAGAAAAACAAAUCAGUGGUGUUAGAGAACUUUGUUACACACAAUUAUAUUAUGUACAUUUUGUUCAGUUUAUUUUGGGGCAUAUGCAAAAAGACAAAUGCCAACAUGGAUAAGAGAAAAUGCAAGGGAUGCUUGAGAAAUUGUCAGCCAAAAAAAAGACACACCUUUAGAAAAAGAUGACUUGGGUGUCCGAGGCUAACACAAUUCAUUUAUAAGAAUAGGCCCUGACUUUCUAUCGCUUUAAAGCCUUUAUUUUUCUUUAGUUAACUCCAUCAGCAGCUCUUCUGGCAACAUCUCUCCUUCCUCUUCUCUCUUACUGUCUUUUUGUUAUAAGUCUACAUAAAUGUGUUGAUUUCAAUAUAUUUAAAUAAUAAAUAAUGACACAAA